Nezara viridula (southern green stink bug) is the source of this 491-nucleotide messenger RNA. NCBI's taxonomy places the organism in Eukaryota, Metazoa, Arthropoda, Insecta, Hemiptera, Pentatomidae. The record is from the annotation of a GenBank genome assembly.
UUUGCACAAAAACGUUACCUUCACCGAUUUUGGCGUAGACGUGUCCCUUAAAUAUUUUGAAAGGGAACUAUUGUCCAUUUCAGUCUUAUUGAAACCGUUUUACUUGAGAUUUACAAUUACUAUGGCAGCUGAAGCCAAGGUUACUUUCAAAGUAACAUUAACAUCAGAUCCUAAGCUGCCUUUCAAAGUAUUGAGCGUACCGGAGAAUACACCUUUCACAGCAGUGGUUAAAUUUGCUGCUGAGGAGUUCAGAGUACCAGCAGCAACUUCAGCAAUUAUAACCAAUGAGGGAAUUGGUAUCAACCCUUCUCAGAAUGCUGGUUCUGUCUUUCUCAAGCAUGGUUCUGAACUGAGGUUGAUUCCAAGGGAUAAAGUCGGCUCUUACUGUUGAUAUUAACUUUUUAUAAAUUGUUUUUGGCUUAAAGUAUUUAAGAAAUAAAUGUUAUGUUAUAUCUGAAUCUUUGAUAUUUUUUUAAUAAAUAAUAAUUUUU